Messenger RNA from Triplophysa rosa, 3638 nucleotides. It is a transcript of the gene cenpi, whose product is annotated as centromere protein I. Gene Ontology annotation, cellular component: kinetochore. The coding region runs from base 615 to 2705 and encodes 696 amino acids. Lineage: Eukaryota; Metazoa; Chordata; Actinopteri; Cypriniformes; Nemacheilidae. The transcript is spliced from 20 exons. The record is from RefSeq and is a predicted model, not a curated record.
ACCAACCAAAAGAAUUGAGGUUCCAGCAUUGUAUGAAUGGUUUUGGUUUAAUUAAAAUUCUAAGUUUAAGAUUAUACGUCUUUAUAUGGGGGGCCGCAAAGUGAUGCACUUAACACAAAGGGACCUUACAACAAAAAAGUUUGAGAACCACUGAUAUAGAGGAUUGAAAUUGCGUUACUCCCAGACUCAUGGUGCAUACAAAUAACACUAACACAAAAUAAAAACAUAUAAAAAAGAUACAGAUAAAUACAGAUUAUUAUAUAUAAGUUUGCACCUACGUCACGGUUUGGUCAGUUACCCGGAUGCGCAGCCAUAUUGGAGAUGCUCGGAUGUAAACAACAGCAUGGAUUGCACGGUUAAUGUACUACAUAAAAACGUUGGGCACUCACUAAAUCCUUGGUGUUUCGAGUCAGACGUGAUCACCCAAACGUGUUUUUUCGUCAAUUUGAACAAUUAUAGGUAAUUUAGAUGGUUACAGUAAGGUUAGGGUUAGGGUAAAGGUUUCGUAAAACUUGAAACACCAAAGAUUUAGUCAAAACCAACAAGCUACGCCCACGGAUCUGACUCGAAACACCAAGGAUUAAGUGAGUGCCAAGACGUUGUUCUACUAAUUUAUGACAUCUAAACCACGGAAAAAACACGUGGAAGCUGCUAAAUCAUAUAGAGAAGGACUUGUGGAAGCUGGCACAGUGGUCAGAGGGAAUGAUGAGCUGGAGAGAAGCCUGGUGUUGGUGGAGACAGUGGCUCUCAGUAAUGGUCUCCAUCCAGAUGUCAUCGCAGUGCUUCUAGAUUUGGCUUUAAGCCUCAAUGCAGGAACUGCCAAUUGCACUCGAGUGCUUAAAUUUCUGAUACCUGCCACAGUGGUGCCACAGGAGGCCAUUGUGAGAGGGGUGUCGUGGCUCUGUGUAGGGAAAACGCCAAUGAACGCACAGGUUGUCUUUGUCCGUUGGGUACUCACCGUGUUUGACUUGAUUGACUGCAAAGACCACUUGAGGUCAAUUUAUGGCUUCAUUUUCAGCUUUGUGACUGAAGAAAAUCUGUGCCCUUUCAUCUGUCACCUGUUGUAUCUUUUAACCAUGAGGGAACAUGUCCAUCCAUACAGAGUGAGGAAACUCCUGGACAUUCAGGCCAAAAUGGGCAGACAGCCUUUUCUCACACAACUUCUGGCACUCUAUAAAGUGUUCCGGCCAGACUUGGUGACAGUCUCUGUUCCAUCGAGAGUAAGGACUGGUUUUAAGAAUUACAACGCUCCCUGGAAAGUGGCUCUGAGUGCUGUGCAAAGGAAAAACAAGGGUGCAGUUCUGGUUGACCAGAGCCUGAGUCUGGAUGUGAAAGAGAAGCCAUUAUCCAGAAAGAGGAAACUGCAUCACCUGGAGAUACCUCCCUUGAGCUCAGUUUUCGAUAGCAACCCCAAAAGGAAGGUCUUUGGUCUGCAGGAGCUCCGUUCUUUCAAACAGCUGCUGGAGAACAUUGACAAUAUAGAGCUGCCUGCCCAGAUGGGUUCUCUGCUCGGAUCGGCCCUGUCUCUGCACUACCUGGACUGUGUGCAGGAUGAGUCCGCCUUCCUGCGCCUUAACUUUUGGCUUGGGCACUCGUUGCAAGAGGAGUUUUUACUGUGUCCUGUGGAUGGGAGUUCUGACAACACUUCUGAAGCGUGUCGUUUCCUCAGCACCAUCCUCUCCUCACAGCAGUUCCUACAGGAGGGUUUCUCCAGCACGGAGAGUUUUCUUUAUAAGUUCCUGAGUGUGUGGGAUGGCUGUCUGCUCCGGCCGCAGAUUCUGGAUCUUCUCAGUGACAUUCCCUUAAUGCCCAGCUUCUACAUGAGGAAACUCCUUUUCGAGCCACUGAAGCAGCUCUAUUUUACCUCCACCGUCUUUUUCAAGUGUAGUGUCAUCGAGUGUCUGAACAACAUGCUGGUGAAGUGGCUGACAUGGCAUUCAGUCAGCGUGGUGAAGGGCGGCUUGGACAUCAGCCUCAACAGCAAUAGCACCAUGGCUAUGACCCUGUCUGGGUUCAUGGACUCUGUCAUGGAGCUGGUGCGUUUUGUGGGAUUGCUGGCAUCUGAAGGACUCCGUCUGGAGAACUGCCAUGUGCUACUGCUCAACCAGACACUUGCCUUCUAUGAGACGGUAUGUGACAUGUUUUUAAAGUUCAGCUUACCCUUGAUCAUCAUGCUCCCGGCGGGCGUUUUCUACCCAGCGCUCUUCGCAACAGACUCAGUCAGUGUGGAUCGACUAGGCUACAUCAUGUACAGGUACAGGAAGAAUCUGACCUUGGCUAAGAGACAAGAGAAGCAGAGAGAGCAAACAUUUCACAUAAGCCGAAAUACAUACAAAGAGUUCAAUCGAAAUCUUCAAGCCAUGGUGAACUCCAUGUGGAACUCUUCAUGGUGCCUUCCUGGCUCGGACCUUGAGAUCGACAAGGAUCUAAUAGCUCUAAGCAAAGUGGCCGAACCUUGGUGCCGCUUCGACCUAAUCCACCACCCAGCGCUUUUCAGCUACGCCAUCGAAUUUCACCAGAAGUGUUGGCCAGAGAGGAAGGAUGUGGAUCUUGGUUCCAUAAAGGCUGGAAAGUACUGGAACUGGUACAUGGAGUUUCUCUUUAAUCAAGGCUUUGAUGGCCUCAACAACUUUAUUCAGACCAACACAGGCCACAGCUCUUCUUUGAGUAGUCGAGAUGACAGACAGCCCGCAAGUCAGCCUUGAUGCUGGCAGUGUGUCCAAACGUCAGGGGGCCUAAUCUCUGUUUCAAUUAACGUGUAUAUAUUUCAUAAUCACUCAGAGACUAUGUUACCAGUGUAACUGUAAAUACUUUGUAAAUGUACAUUAUUUUUCAUGAAAACCAUUUAGUCCUUUGUGCUUUGUCUGGUGUUGUAGAUAAUUUUGCCAAAUGUUUUUUUUUCUGUGCUCAAAAAACGGAAACAUUUUUUAUACUUGUAGAAGAAAAAUCAUGGUUAAAGUUUUGUUUAUAGACCGUUUUGCAAGACAUAAACAACACUGGUCAAGAAGCACGUCCUUUAUGGUUUUUAAUUAUUUUCGUGAAUAUAACAAAAUCUUAAAGAUCGUUUAACAUUUCUCUUCAGUUCUAAAAGUUCUAUUAGUAGUGUUACGAAACUGACACGGGAAGUGUUUCUGGACCACUGCACAACAUUCGUUAUUUAUUUUAUAUAGAUUUCAAAUGGAUGCUCAUUGUCAAAGUUUAACACAGUCUUUGCUUUUGUUAGCCAGUUGCAGUUUGUAUCUGACCAAUCUCGGAUUAAAACUGCUCCUUUUUCCAAUCUAGCAUGAGGUAGAGCAGUCUGUUGCAGACGUUUGCCAUUUUCUCUUUAAUUGAAAGAUCCAUCUGUUUGGCCAUUAGACUUCAAGUUCUAAACUUGACUUGUUUGUACUGUAAAUAAUUGGCUGAUAGGUGCAAUAACUAAAAGUUUUUUUUCUUUAUGAUACCACUAUAGAUUUAAAGAAUGCUUUUGGGAAUCAAAAAGCCAGAUGAAUCUACUAAGCAUUUUAAAACUAUAGGAAACUAUACAUCACUAUUUAAGUGUCGUCUAUUUUAUAAUCUCCUUUGAAUGAACUGCAUUGUUAAAAUAGUAUGUUGCAUAAUCCAAAACCAGAUGCAUAAUCAACCAAUAUGAAAUUGUU